GAUCCCCGCCAGCGCCAUUCGCAUCAAUCGAUGGAGCUGGAGCGAUCAAUCGACGGAGAGGAGGAGCAAGGGUUUCUCUUUUUUUCCUUCGGUUACACUUAAAGGUCUGGGCUUCACGAGAUAAGAGACGGGAAGAACAGUGGAUCCCUGGUAGCCGAUUGGUACGUAGAUUCGAUGGCAUUGCUGAGUUUAAGUCUCAGAUCUCCUCGCCCGAGCUGCCAUCCUCCAGAGAAAUGGAAGAGAAAUACCUGCGAGCCUGGAAAUCGAAGUGGAACUGGUCGUGUUCUUCUCUCGAGACUUGGUGGUGGUGGAGGACUGGACAUCCAGAGUAACUUACUUGCGCUCUCGGGAAGAAAUCGUCGUCUCGUUCUCGUGCGAAGAUCCUCGAGCACCGAAGGACACAACAGUGGAGAAGGGAGAGCUUCUUCUCUGGCACUCACGCAGGUGGCUCAUCUGGGAGUGUCACUGGGAAUUUUCCUGGGACUGGAUAAGCUACUCAAGAAACUCUUCGUUUCAGCGUCGAUAAAGUUUCCAAGUGCGUUGUUUGGGAUGUUUUGCAUCUUCGUCAUCCUCAACGUUUUGGACGCGGCAUCACCCGACUCGGCUGCGUCGGUGGUCUCCUUUUUUUCUCCAGCGAUCACGUUCAUACAAAGAUGGCUGCCACUUUUUUAUGUGCCUUCCUUGGUCGUCAUUCCACUUGCAACCAAAGGUAUUCCUGCGUCCGCUGGUGCAAAGAUUGGUGCCAUUCUCGUUUUUGGAUGGGCUGCAACUUUGGCUGUGGCGGGAUACACUGCGGUGGCUGUCAGGGGAAUCGUUCGAACCAAGCUAGAGCCCACGGAGCCGACUCCAAAGCCUGCUCCAUUCACAACGAAAGAGAUAACAGCCUGGUCCAUCGUGUUUGUAUUGUCGUUUGGUCUAGCGGUUUUGUCUCCCGGGGCUCUUGGAUCAUUUCCAGCAACAGCGCUGCCUUUUCUACUUGCAGCAACUGUUCUCGGAUAUAUGCUGGGCUCAAGCUUCCCAGCGGAUCUUAAGAAGGUGCUCCAUCCGAUUGUGUGCUGUGCUAUAGCUGCAGACCUGGCCGCGUUCUUGCUCGGCCUUUUCACGCAAAGAGGAUUCGAAUCAAUACUAGGAGCUUAUUUGACAAAGAAUCCUAGGGAUCCUGGUGCCGGUGACUUGCUCAUGGGAUUUCUUGGUUCGGUGAUUCUCUCUUUCUCGUUCUCGAUGUUUCGUCAAAGAAAGCUUGUCAAGAGGCACGCCGCGGAGAUUUUUUCAGCAGUUAUUGCAUCGUCGCUUUUUUCUCUGUAUUCCACCGCAGCAGCUGGACGAGUCCUCGGCCUGGACGGACAAUUCACUCGAGCUAUAGUACCGAGAUGUGUUACUGUUGCUUUAGCGCUGCCAAUCUCGUCUCUACUCGAAGCUCAAAAUCAAUCGUUGACAGCAGCAGUUGUGGUGUUGACCGGUCUUGUCGGAGCAAACUUCGCGCAGACAUUAAUGGAUAAGCUCGAACUGGACGACCCGAUUGCUAGAGGGAUGGCUACAGCUUCCAGUGCUCAUGGAUUAGGCACUGCAGCGCUAUCCGCAAAAGAACCCGAGGCACUACCGUUUUGUGCGAUAGCUUAUGCUCUCACGGGAAUAAUCUCGUCGGUGGUGGCCGCAGUUCCCGUUGUCCAGCAAAGCCUCGUCGCUCUGGCCGGUUAGUUGCCAAUGGAGAAAAAGGAACAGGCAAUAGAAAGAAAAAAGAAACAAACUUCUCAGAGAGAGCUUUCGCUUUUUCCUCCCAUUGGUCUUGCACGAAAAUCUCCCAGAUGAACGCAGCAACUUUGGGGUGGAAGUAUUUGUUUAUCCAAGUCAAAAAAGCAGCUACCACAAAUGGAGCACCGGAAUUAAAUCUGGACCAUCAUGAACAGCCGCUAAACGAAAGAGAAAAGCGGAGUUUAUUCGCUGGGAGAAAGAAGAUUAAAUUAUUUCUCCUUGGCGACGAGACGAUGCAAGUUCUCCUACGAACACAAUCAUUGUUUCAAUGCGAGGUUCUUCUUCUUUCUUCCUCAUCUUCGUCUAAAAAUUUGUUUUUCCUUUCGUUUUUUUAUAUCUUUUUCUCUCUGCGAAGGAAAGAAGCUUCGCUUCAAUCAUUCCUGAGAAGCAAAAGCCGCAGGGAAUAAAGUAAUCGACGCUUCUUCUUCUUGUUUGCUCGCGCUUUUCCGGUUUUCGGCUAUAAUCGCUGGUCCCUCGCGAUGACGACGCUGCUGGGUCAUGACGCUCGUCCUCGGAUCCAAGAAAACGAGGCGAGCGCAAAGAAAAACCAUGCAAGGUUUUUAUAUCAAUCAUCCACCACCACUGACCAGCGCAAAAGGAAGAGGUAUGUAUAUAUAGCAACUGGAGAAAGUGAAGGAAUACACAAGCUCCUCCCCACCACCUAUGGCGAGGGGAGAGUUUUUAUUUCCUGGAGGGAUUUCGGAAGAAUCAAACGAUCAAUCAGAUCGGAGUUGGAUCAGUCCAGACUGGAAAGAGGCAUUGCAUUGAUCGCCAUGCACAGAAAUGCGAGCAGCGAGCGAGCAGAGACUCCAGGAAUCAGAGGUAGCAGCAGCGAUCAUAAGAUAUCAUUUUUCAUCGUGCCUUGAAAGGAGGAGCGAGUAAAUAAGUAAGCUAUCACUCCUUUUGCUUCCAUCUUCUUCGUUCUUCGUCUCACUCACACAAGGCACGGCUUUGGCAGAGAGGCAAAGGAGAGGGGCUAGCUUCUGGUCCGCCAUGGCUGGGCGAGAAAAACGUUCUGCCCAUCUAUCAGCCAUCGAUCGAGAUAUCUCCGCCGCUGCUGCCUCUGCAACAGGAUCGAUUGUUAAAUCGAUUGAAAGGACUGCGAGCGCGAGCUUCGCUACACGGAAAAACUUACGAGGUAAAAGUACCCAUUUUGGAUUACUAGGACGAACCAGCGAGUUUAGCGCAGCAUUGUCUUCGCAUCGCAUCGAGUUGAGUUGAGCCGAGAGUGGACAUUUCAUCUCAAAGUUAGCAGCUACUUACACCGAUCGGAUCAUAAAACUCGAGACACGAACAAAAGCAGGCUAGAACAGCGAUUUAAAUGAGACGCCGACAUGCCUGAUCGAGCCUGAAUGGGGGAUCCGCGAAGCAAACUUCUAAAAAAAAUAAAAAAUCUCUACCAAAUC
Selaginella moellendorffii is the source of this 3158-nucleotide messenger RNA. Its product is annotated as plastidal glycolate/glycerate translocator 1, chloroplastic. Bases 175 to 1698 code for a protein of 507 amino acids. The record is from RefSeq and is a predicted model, not a curated record. The transcript has 13 exons. NCBI's taxonomy places the organism in Eukaryota, Viridiplantae, Streptophyta, Lycopodiopsida, Selaginellales, Selaginellaceae.